Molecule: messenger RNA, 618 nt
Organism: Fomitopsis serialis
Lineage: Eukaryota; Fungi; Basidiomycota; Agaricomycetes; Polyporales; Fomitopsidaceae
Exons: 6
Coding region: 1-618 (205 amino acids)
Source: RefSeq, a predicted model, not a curated record
AUGGCCUCCCCCCACCUCGUCCUGCACCUUGCCAUCCGUGUCCUUCGCUUCGCGCUCUCCUCCUCGUCCCGCGCUCGUCGUGAUCAUGAUGGUUUGAUCACCCUCGUCCACAACACCCAAGACCCUGAUGCGGCUCUAGUAUUCCUCGCGUCGAUGGGCUUUAAGCAGGGCACUGGCGCAGCCUGCCAGCGCGACGGCGACAUGGCGACAUGCCCGUCUUCUCUGUAUGAGGACGUGUGGGACGGUGGAGCGGCUCACGACGCUAUAGAAGGAUGGUUCAGAGACAUCAAGUACAUGCCAGACCUGUACGAACACCAGGUGAAGGCGUGCAAGAUGCUCGAGUCUGUCGAGACAAAUCUCAUCGACAGCACCGUCAAGCUGCGCAACAAGUGCGUGAAGGAGACGGUCGCGAAGAAAGCGGUCGAGAAAGGCAAGUCACUGUCAUCCGCUGUGGAUCCGUUGUCUGACAACAGCCACCUGAGGGACGCCAGCAUCGUGGACACGGAACGCGGCAACCUCAUGCGUACAAGCUUGUUCCACGUCGACUCCAUCAACUGGACGUGCGAGGGACUGCCAUCACCGCCGAAGAGCCCCGGCAACAACAGUGUGAGGUGUUGA